Molecule: messenger RNA, 2310 nt
Organism: Alternaria infectoria
Lineage: Eukaryota; Fungi; Ascomycota; Dothideomycetes; Pleosporales; Pleosporaceae
Exons: 10
Coding region: 1-2310 (769 amino acids)
Biological process (GO): nickel cation transmembrane transport; fatty acid biosynthetic process
Cellular component (GO): plasma membrane
Molecular function (GO): 3-oxoacyl-[acyl-carrier-protein] synthase activity; nickel cation transmembrane transporter activity
Source: RefSeq, a predicted model, not a curated record
AUGCGACGGGUAGUAGUAACAGGCUUAGGGCUUGUAACCCCUCUUGGACUAGGUGUUCGACGAACCUGGAAGCGUCUGAUCGAUAGCCAGUGUGGCAUCGUUUCCAUCAAAGACAGAAGCCCUGAAUUCGCGCUGCUACCGAGCCAAGUCGCUGGUCUGGUUCCUCAGGGUAGCAAAACCGAUGGUAAAUGGAAUACAAAGGAGCAUCUAAGCCACAGCGAUGAACGCCGUAUGGCACGCUUCGCACAGUACGCCAUGGUGGCGUCCGAUGAAGCUCUUAAUGAUGCGGGAUGGUUUUCGAAGGAAGAGGCCGAUCUUGAAGUCACAGGAGUGUACAUGGGAUCUGGUAUCGGCAGUUUAGACGAUGUGUAUGAUACCACAAUUGCUUAUGAGAAAGGCGGUUACCGAAAGGUGUCCCCGCUCUUUGUUCCACGACUGUUGAUCAACCUAGCCGCAGGUCACAUAUCGAUGCGUUAUGGGUUCAAGGGACCGAACCAUGCGGCAACAACAGCAUGUACGACCGGAGCACAUAGCAUCGGAGACGCGUCACGUUUGAUUCAGUUCGGAGAUGCAGAUGUUAUGAUAGCCGGCGGAGCUGAAUCAUGCAUUCAUCCUCUCGCCAUAUCAGGCUUUGCUAGGGCUAGAAGCCUGGCUACUGAGUUCAAUGAACGGCCCAUGGAGUCCAGUCGACCAUUCGACCGAGAACGGGAUGGUUUUGUCAUUGGAGAAGGAGCCGGAGUUGUGGUUCUCGAGGAACUCGAGCACGCAAGGAAGCGAGGUGCGAACAUCUAUGCUGAAGUCGCCGGCUACGGACUGUCCAGCGACGCACACCACAUGACGGCACCUCGCGAAGAUGGCCAAGGUCCACGUCUCGCAAUGAAGCAUGCACUACGACAUGCCGGCCUCAAGCCAAGCGCUGUCGACUACGUGAACGCCCAUGCGACGAGCACCCCACUAGGUGAUGCUGCGGAGAACCGAGCCAUCAAAGAGCUUCUGCUUGGCGAAGACGGAAAGGAUAGAGCUUGUGAAAUCAAUGUGAGCAGUACAAAAGGUGCGGUCGGACAUCUUCUGGGUGCUGCAGGGAGCGUGGAGACAAUUUUCACGAUUCUUGGGAUGCAUCACAACAUCCUACCUCCGACUCUCAAUCUUGAGAAUCCAGGAGAUCCGGCGGUUGACUUUAACUGCAACUACGUCGCCAAUGCUGCUCAACAGCACAGAGUCAAUGUGGCUCUCUCGAAUAGCUUCGCAAUCCUCUCAUACACUCUGGGCUUGCGCCAUGCCCUGGAUGCAGAUCAUAUUUCGGCGAUCGAUCUCAUGACUCGCCGUCUGGUUGCUGCAGGCCAGCGGCCAGUGACGGUUGGAAUGUUCUUCAGUCUCGGACAUUCUACCAUCGUCAUCAUCACGUCGCUCAUCGUUGCAGGAACUGCAGCGGCGGUGUCAGACAAGUUUGACAAUUUCGAGCGUGUCGGUGGCAUUAUCGGCACUUCAGUCUCUGCUGCUUUCUUGUUGCUCCUUGGUCUUAUGAACAUCUACAUUCUGUACAAGCUCAUAGUACAGAUGCGAAAGAUGGUUUCGAGCGACCCUGGUAGUGAGCACGAACAGUUCAAGAUACAGGGCGGCGGUUGCCUCUUCCCGAUAUUGCAGAAGCUCUUCAAGUUGGUCGACCGACCCUGGAAGAUGUAUCCUCUGGGUGUACUUUUCGGGCUAGGUUUCGACACUUCUUCCGAGAUCGCUAUCCUAGGAAUAAGUUCGAUUCAAGCCACAAAGGGGACAUCAAUUUGGCUGAUCUUGAUCUUUCCACUGCUCUUCACAGCAGGCAUGUGCCUUCUCGAUACCACCGAUGGUGCGCUGAUGAUGAGUCUGUACACAAGCACGCAACUUGCGCGCGACCCGAUCGCCAUUUGCUACUACAGCAUUGUGCUAACAGUCAUUACCGUGGUUGUCGCGACCAUCAUCGGGACAGUGCAGUUCCUCAAUCUGGUGCUCAACGUUGCCGAGCCGCAUGGCAAGUUUUGGGAAGGCGUCGAAAAGCUGGGCGAUGCUUGGGAUAUAGUUGGCGGAGCUAUAUGCGGUACAUUUAUCGUUUUCGGUGGUCUCAGUGUUCUGCUGUACAAGCCUUGGAGACGUCGCAUCGAUAGGAAAAGAGUCAACAAUGCGCACUUUGAGCCAUUACCCCAGGAAAAUGAUGUGCCCGGCUCCGACGAAGAGCACAACCGAGGGAUCGUCCCAUCGAGUACGACACAGACAAAAGCGGUGGAGGUGAACAUCGAGCCAGUAGAAGCCAUAGGCGCUGGUCCUGCACGUUGUUGA